AUGCCGACGGAAGACGAACGCCGGCAACUCGUCGAGUUAUUCGGACGAUGGUCCGAGGACGAGGAGGGCGAGUUCCCCAACGGUCCCGGGCCAACACCCGUUACACCGCCGAGAGGAGAACCACCGGACCGCCACCGACGACCGGCACCCCGCGUCGGCACCGCAAUCCAGCGGGGCGACGCAGACAACAGGAGGAAGAUCCUCCUCCUGUCCACGCCGCCACCACCACCACCGGACCGACGUCGGGCGCCAAGGCCGGCAUCCCGGCCCCGAGCAACCCGGCCAAACAUCGCCUCGUGCGCCGCCGCGGCACCACCACCUGCCACACCGAGCCGGCUCCGCCGUCCCCCGACCACCGAAGCCGGAGCCAUCAAUGGCACCAAGGACUGCCCGGCCGACCCCAGCCCUGGGACCACAACCACCGAACCCGGUGGCAAUUCGAGUCGCCACCGGGACGGUGAUAAAGGUGCCACACCACGCGGCCCCCCAAGUCCGUCGCCAUCGCCAGUGGACUCCGUAGGGCCUAUGGAUCUUGCGGUUCAACGCCGACGUGACCCUCCGAAGUAG
This is a messenger RNA of Formica exsecta, 567 nucleotides long. Its product is annotated as basic proline-rich protein-like. The record is from RefSeq and is a predicted model, not a curated record. The transcript has a single exon. Lineage: Eukaryota; Metazoa; Arthropoda; Insecta; Hymenoptera; Formicidae. The coding region runs from base 1 to 567 and encodes 188 amino acids.